AUGAAAUAAAAAAUAUUUGAAAUACUUUUAUCGGAACUCUUGUUAAUUGCAGUUGUAACUGGUUUGGUAAAUUGUAUGUUAUAUUUAAGAGAUUAAGUAGUAAUCAAACAAUAAUAGUGCUCACUUGUUUGAAUGUAUUCUUGACUAUAGUAAUUGGGUUUGUCAGAAUCUACAAUCUUUUAUUAAAUAGAGAAAUAAAGAGAUGUUUUACUUUUUUAUUGUCAUUUCGUUUGAUUCUGAUUGUGUUCCAAUAUUCAGUAUCAAACACUUAGUUAUAUUUGAUUCUGAUCAACCAUUUAGAAAUGAAGUAUGAAAUCAAGAUAGCACUUCUUGUUAAUUAUGGUUUAUUAAGUAUUUUGCACGAUGUUUAGAAUUUAAUUCAAGCACCUGAAAACGUGAUCUAUUAUCUAUAUUGGUUCCUUGUAUUUUUGCAAAUGAAAAUUAAGUUUUAUUAAACUAAGGAACCAAAACAAUUAUCGUUAUCAAAAUCCUUUAAGCAGAUUCCUGAUGCUCCUCCGACAUUUUAAGCCAAAUCGCAAGAGAUUAUUAAAUAAUUGGAUGAACAAUCUAAAGCAUUUUCCUCAUCAGAAAUAAAGCCAUUAUAGUUGAAUAGUAAUAAUUUGAAUGAGGAUGACAUUAUCAUGACAAAUAUGUACUAAUGAGUACAAAAAAAAUAAAAGGUCGUGGCUUUCAAAUUAAUCAGUGUUGAUCUAUAAUGGAAAUCUAAGUAUCAUCUACCAAACGUUUUAUUUGGGCAAACUACAAAGGAAUAUAGGAGAUAAGCUCGAUUGUGAAUUACUGUUCUUAGAUUCCACUAUUAUCAUUGGUUGCAAAGAAAUAAAUGAAUUAUUAGGAUAAUCUGGGUACAGUGACUCUAUUUUCAGUGAGUAAAAUGUUUUACUUAAAAUUAGUGGGUCGUUUCUAUGUAACAAUAUUAACGAAGUUCACAAAUGUAAGAUAAAAGGCUAAUUUACAAUCAGAGAAUUAAUUUCAUGUUUAUUUAAAGAUUUUGAAAAGUAAUUCUAUUUCUGUGAGAUAGAUGGAGAUUCUUCACUCUUACAAUUUUUAAAGUGAAGAAUGACUUUUUAGAUUUAGAUGGCAUUCAAAUCAAACUCUUUAUAACUAAUAUUGAUGGGCAUAAGUUUGUCCUUUUCAAUCUUGAAUAGGCUCCUGUCUUACCUAAAAUCUAUAAUUAAGAACCAAACUAAAUUCUAUAGAACAUUUAUACAAUAUAUUCACAUGAAUGUAUUAAUUAUGUCAAUUGUAUUUUGACAUACAUUUUAUUGCUUACUCAUCACAAUGAUUCAUAAAUGAGUGAAGGCAGCAGUAAAACAACGACGGUAAAUCAUUCUUUCUAAUAAUUAGUCCUUAAAUCGUAAAGCAAAAGAAGAAUAUACUACUAAUACAUUAUUAAAUAUGAGAUACCAAACAUAAAGAUUUACACUUUUUCUAUACUCUAUGAGGGAUUAUAUAUUCUAUUUCUAAAAUGAAUUAUUCUUUAAAAUGAAUGCGAUUCGAAUUGAAGAUUUAAUAGAUGAUUUGCUUUAGACAUUUGAUCCUUUAUUAAAAAUGAAGUAAAUCAAAUUAACUACAAAUAUAGAGUUGUAGGAUGGAAACACUAUUAUUUUUAGUGAUCAAGAUAGAGUAAUUGUUAUUAAAUAAUUCAUUAGAUUAAACAAAUCAUUUCAUGCCUAUUGCAUUAUUGUUUGUAAUCUUCUUCAAGGAGUUCUAUUAAAUUUGAUAUCAAAAGUUAUACAUUAUAAGGAAUCAUGAUCACUAUUAAAGAUACCAAAUCUGAUUUCGAUGAAAUUGCUAAGUAAAAAAUCAUGAAUCUAACGAAAUAACUAAAUCAGUAAUUAAAGAGUUAAAAAUCUGUAAAUGAAUUAGAUUUAUCAAACCCCUUAGAGUUAUAAAUGUGUAUAGUACUUUGUUGGUAAUUAUCUGGGUCAUUUAAAAGAGGAUUAGAAUUUCUUAUUGAUAGCUAAGGGUUUUGUACAUUUACUUUUGUUAUUGAAUCUCAGAAUACUUAAAUGAGAUAUCCAAACUCAGACACUGGACCUAUUAAGGUACUUGGUAAAAAAAAAUACUUAGAAACCUCAUUGUCACUUCUUUUAUAAGACAAUAUCAAUUAAGGUGGAGGAGGUGAAUCAAAACUUUUAUCAUUUACUUAAUUAUCAAAAUAAUUUUCAAUAAAACCAACAGAUCCUAUAGAUUUACAAAGUGCCUAUUUUUCUCAACUCUCAAAAAUAAGACAAGAUACCUCAAAUUCGAGAGUACUUCCAAAUAGUGGAACAAUACAUAAAUAAUCUCGAGAACAAAGUGGGAGUUUUUCUGGAACUUACAAAUAAGGAAUUCAAUAAGAUAGUAUAUAAUAGAUUACAAAAUUGUUAAAUAAAAACAAUCUAAGUGUUGUAGGAAAAAUAGAUUCUCCUGAUGAGUCUCAAAGAACAUUUACUGCAAUUGAUUUUGGUGCAGCUGAAUAAACUAUUAAUUAAAUAUCACUCCCUGAAUUUAAUCCAAAAUUACUCACUUAAGUUAUUAAAUAUCGACUUCGGAAUAAUUGCUGUUCCAAAGUAUUGAUACUUGAUAAUGACUGCUUUUAGAUUAUAGUUUUAGAAUAAGUACUUAAGAAAUACGAUAUAAAAUGUGAUUAUGGAUUUACUGGUUCAGAAGGAUUAGACAUUAUCGAAAUAAAAAGAGGUCGUCCUUGUCAUUGUGGAAAUCGCUAUUACUUACUGUACUUUAUCGACAUAAACCUACCUGUAAUUAUUUUGACAAAUAUUUAGGGAAUGAGUGGGAUUGACUUUGUCUAGCGUAUUAAAUAGAAUAUGUAAUAAGGAAAUUUAGACAAAGGCUUUGCCAUAGCCACAGCUACUGUUGCAGGAUUAAAUUAAAAAUUAGAUUGCUUUCGAAAUGGAAUGGAUUACUUUAUUGCUAAGCCAUUUGAUUUGAUAGAGAUAAGUGCUGCUGUCCAAUACCUUGAUUUUUGAAUUAGUUUGUUUGAUA
Molecule: messenger RNA, 3006 nt
Organism: Paramecium sonneborni
Lineage: Eukaryota; Ciliophora; Oligohymenophorea; Peniculida; Parameciidae
Source: the annotation of a GenBank genome assembly